CCAACUUGCUGCAGGAUGAAUUAAAAAAAGAUUCAGUACUCCUGAUGGCUCUUGUAAGAUUACACAAACAUGGCUGCACAUGGAGGCUAAAAUCUUAUUGAACAAAAAAAAAAAAGAAUACAUUGGAAGCAGUCUAGCCAGGAGAAUUACACUGUACACCUCAGGGAACAAAUACUAGAAUUUAGGUUGUAAAUGUCAGUGCUUUAGAUAGUGUCCUACGAUCAUGUGCCCUCCUCUCUAAAAAGCCUACACUCAUCAGUGUAUUGAAUGUGUGCACGUGAUUGGUCACAUGCACUCUCACUACACUUCCUCAUUCAUUACUAUGCCAACAUAAAGUCUCUCUUUAGACCACUUCCUAAUCUGUUGAAAGGGCAUUGAGCUAUUUGAAUCGAAUCCGAGUUAAGGCUUCAAAAUGCGAUUGUGCUCUUUUCUCUGUGUCCUUUUGGUUUGUGGAUGUUUUGGUUCUUGCCAGGACAAGCUGAUUGCGAGCAAGCAGAGCAUUUUAAAUGACAGACCUGUUAUUGGUAUUUUGACUCAGAUUGUUUCAGAUGAAGCCAUGAAACAAUACGGAAGCACAUACAUACCUGCCUCCUACGUCAAGUACAUUGAGUCUGCGGGCAGCCGAGUGAUGCCCAUCAAACUGACGCUUAGCACUGCGGAGUAUGAAAACAUCUUUAGCAGGAUAAAUGGUCUCCUUCUCAUCGGCGGAGCCACCGAUCUUGAGACGUCUGACUUUGCUAGGGUGUCAAAGAUUUUUUAUCGACUUGCUCUGAAGGCCAAUGACGCAGGAGAUCACUUCCCAAUCUGGGGUACAUGCUUGGGAAUGCAGCUGCUCACUGUCCUGGUGUCCGGCCACAACCUGUUGACGACAGCCACAGCUGAGAAUGUGGCCCUGCCUCUCAAUUUAACACAAGCGGCCUUCUCCAGUCGCAUGUUUCAGGGCUUCCCUGAGGAGUUGAUGCAAGCUUUGCAAAGAGAACCUCUCACUGGUCAUUUUCACCACUAUGGACUCAGCCUGAAAGCCUUCAAUCAAAACAAAGAGCUGAUGAACUUCUUUUCGGUGAUCUCUACAAAUGUUGGUGAAAAUGGGGUCCAAUUCAUCUCAACCAUCGAAGGCAAGAGAUAUCCCUUCUAUGGGGUGCAGUGGCAUCCAGAGGUGAACCGUUUUCAGUGGGACAGCAAACUGAGCUUUCCCCACUCUCCUCACGCCAUCCAGCUGUCGUCACUCCUGGCCCAUUUUUUUGUUAAUGAAGGGAGGAAAAGUUUACAUGAGUUUGAUGACCCUAAAGAGGAGGCCUUGAAGCUGAUUUACAGCUACACACCCGUCUUUGCGGGAAACUUCAGCGGUUAUGAACAGAUCUAUUUCUUCUGAAAAGCUGUCAUUAAAAAGGUUGCAUUUUGUAAGGCAGGCAAGUCACGUGUGGACCCUCAAAUUAUUAUUAUUAUUUUUUAAUCAUUAAA
This is a messenger RNA of Hippocampus comes (tiger tail seahorse), 1461 nucleotides long. RefSeq names its product gamma-glutamyl hydrolase (gene gghl). The record is from RefSeq and is a predicted model, not a curated record. Gene Ontology annotation, biological process: tetrahydrofolylpolyglutamate metabolic process. Gene Ontology annotation, cellular component: vacuole. The transcript has 9 exons. The coding region runs from base 413 to 1372 and encodes 319 amino acids. Gene Ontology annotation, molecular function: gamma-glutamyl-peptidase activity. NCBI's taxonomy places the organism in Eukaryota, Metazoa, Chordata, Actinopteri, Syngnathiformes, Syngnathidae.